AUGGGGAAAGCCGGCCGCGUCGCGUGUAUCUUCACGCCUUAUGUGCUCACUAUCGCCUCCCUGAUCUGUAUUAUUAUGGUCGGUCUGGGUUGUACGAAGGCCAGCUCCGGCACCUUAAACAACCUUUACUUCGUCCGGGUUGAUCUCCAGAACAUCAGCAGCGAAGGAUCCAAAACGACAACCGAGAUCGAAAACAUUCUCAGCGAGCACGGUAUCACUAGUGUCACCUCGAGCGAGGUCUCCGAUGUCCUCUCGAAACUCCAAGAGGACUCCACACUGGCAGACUUCUACCAAAUCGGUCUCUGGGGUUACUGCGAUGGCGCAAUCAACAACAACACGGCCAACGUCACCGAGUGCUCGAAACCAAAGAGCGAGUUCUACUUCGACCCAUUCUAUGUCUGGGGUCUGGAGGACUCGGAUGUGAAGGACGAGCUGCCCUCUGACUACACCAAGGCCAUGAAGGUGUACAAGGCCGUCUCCAAGUGGAUGUUUAUCGCCUACCUGGUCGCCUUCAUCGUUACCAUCGUCGAGAUUCUAGUUGGUUUCUUCGCCAUCUGCAGCCGCUGGGGCAGCUGUGUCACCACUUUCUUCGCCGUCCUUGCCUUCCUCUUCACCACCGCCGCCUCCAUCACCUCGACCGUCCUCUUCUCAGUGUUCAAGUCCAGCCUGAGUUCCACUCUCGACGCCUACGGCAUCACUCUGACUCUGGGGAAGAACAUUUACGCUGCUACCUGGUUGGCCGUAGUCUUCUCCCUCGCUGCUGUGAUCUUCUGGACCUUUAGCAUCUGCUGCUGCUCCGGUCGCUCGCCGUACGGCAACCGCAAUAACAACAAUGCCCGCGGUAUCACUGCCGAGAAGGCUCCCUACACCUACGAGCCUCUUGGUGCGGGCCAGCACCCCCACGGCCACCAGCACAACACCUCGUACCCACCUCCCGCUGCUCACGGCGGUGAGUACCCCAUGACCAACACCAACCAGCGGUCGAACGCCUACGAACCCUUCCGCCACGUCUAA
Messenger RNA from Penicillium canariense, 1014 nucleotides. RefSeq names its product SUR7/PalI family protein. NCBI's taxonomy places the organism in Eukaryota, Fungi, Ascomycota, Eurotiomycetes, Eurotiales, Aspergillaceae. Gene Ontology annotation, cellular component: cell cortex of cell tip; plasma membrane. The transcript is spliced from 2 exons. The record is from RefSeq and is a predicted model, not a curated record. Bases 1 to 1014 code for a protein of 337 amino acids. Gene Ontology annotation, biological process: fungal-type cell wall organization.